ACGUUGAGCACAAUAGAGGUUAGGUAUCCUCCAGUAAUAACACAUGACGGAAUCGCCAACUUGUGGAGUGAAUCAUCAGCCAUACACUGAUAUGAAACCAGUGGAUCACGAGACUCUCCCCGGAGUCUGAUCUCGUCUGUGACACACGUUACAAGUGUCAGAAAUGCGGUAACAACAAAGAAGAGCGUCUAUUGUUAUCCUUGGUUAUAUUUUUAAUUCGAACAUUGUUGAUGAUUUUUAAGUAUGACGACGUUAACUAGUGUGUAAACAUGAAGGAAUGAGGAAAAUAAGUGCGUAUUCGGCCAUUGGGAGUUAUUAUUGUCACAAAAACGUCAUGACAGUUGUCUGAGAGGUUAAGAAUAGCUCCCGAAUUGUUGUAAUAAAUCAUCUGGGAGUCAGAAAAAAGUGGACACGAUGGACGGAAGGACGAAUCCUGCGGAAAAUGACUACACGGAGAUUGUCCAGCGUCUCACGAAAAAACAGAAAUUGGCAUAUGGAGUGGGACACAUACUGAAUGACAUUUGUGCUUCUAUGUGGUUCACGUACUUGAUUGUUUUCUUUCAUUAUGUACUUGGAUUUGAUCCUGUGUUCUCGGGAUUGAUUUUAUUCAUUGGACAAAUUGCUGAUGCAUUCGCAACGCCUUUUGUUGGACUGCAGUCCGACAAAGAUGAUGAUUUUUGGCUGUGCAGGUAUGGAAGGAGGAAAACGUGGCAUUUACUGGGAACCUUCUGUGUAUUGUUCUCCUUCCCAUUCAUAUUCUCAAAGUGCAUCAAUUGUGAAUAUGCAGAACAUGGAGCCCAGUUGGUCUACUACUCUGCCUUCGUUAUUAUUUUCCAAUUCGGCUGGGCUUCCGUGCAAAUAUCACAUUUGUCAUUAAUACCGGACUUGACGCCUACCGAGCACGAAAGGACAGAGCUCACUGCUAUCAGAUACAUGUUUUCAGUAUUUGCCAAUAUAUUUGUUUACGUCGUUUUUUGGGCGGUGUUACAUAUCACGAGUGACGAUCCAGGAACUCAACAAAUAAGCACAAAUGACGCUCCAAAGUUUCAAAAUAUUGCUUUAAUUGGGAUAACGAUUGGAUCGAUAACUUCGAUUAUUUUUCAUAUGUUUGUUACAGAAAUUCAGCAUUCACCAACAGGUCCACUGAGAAGGGACUUGAGACCCGCCUCAUCCUUCCUGAAAGAUCCUAAAUUCUACCAGGUGGCAUCUGUCUACAUGGCCUGCAGACUAUUCGUCAAUAUAGGACAGACUUACAUGCCUCUCUACCUCCACGAGAGUUUGUUGAUGCCAGCCACUUCCCUGGCUGUGAUACCCCUCAUCAUGUACCUGAGCAGCUUCAAGUGGUCCCUGGUCAUUGGAAAACUCAAUACGAAAUUGGGUCGAAAGUGGGCGUAUCUGAUUGGCGUGAUUCAGGGCUUAGCAGCGUGUGUCUGGAUAUACUUGGGUCAUGGCAAAUUUUACACUAAUUAUGCGAUUUAUCCAGUGGCACUUCUAUUAGGUGGCGGAGGAUCUGUGAUGUUGGUUACGAGCCUUGGUGUGACAGCCGAUCUAAUCGGUCCGAAUACUGAAUCCGGGGCGUUCGUAUAUGGUGCUAUGAGUUUCACCGAUAAACUGUGUAAUGGGAUUGCUGUUAUGAUUAUUCAGUACACAAAACGUUGUGCAGUCGGAUGUCCCAAUUACUACCGAGACGUUCUGAGCUUCGUCUGUGGUGGAGCUGCGAUUUUCUCGGUCAUAAUGAUAUUUAGUAUUAAACGAAGCGUCGGAAAUAACGAAAUCGAAGCUACUCCAGAGUACACUACACUGGUAGCAGAGCCCAGCUUCGAAACUGAUGUCGAGAUAGCCCCUCCCCACGUAACUUCUGCUAAUCCAGAAGUUGACAGUAUCUCUCGACAAUAACUAAAUCGAGUGCAAAGGGGGAACUGAAUCUGUACCUAAUACAACUUAAAAUUGAUAUUAACUUGUUUCAAAGGAACACUAAAGAGAAAUGUAAUUUUCUAAAAAAAAAUUAAUAAAAAAUUCAGGAAUAA
Messenger RNA from Diachasma alloeum, 2027 nucleotides. RefSeq names its product major facilitator superfamily domain-containing protein 12. Lineage: Eukaryota; Metazoa; Arthropoda; Insecta; Hymenoptera; Braconidae. Gene Ontology annotation, cellular component: membrane. Gene Ontology annotation, biological process: carbohydrate transport. The transcript has 7 exons. The coding region runs from base 415 to 1896 and encodes 493 amino acids. Gene Ontology annotation, molecular function: symporter activity. The record is from RefSeq and is a predicted model, not a curated record.